This is a messenger RNA of Eimeria necatrix, 612 nucleotides long. RefSeq lists its product as hypothetical. The record is from RefSeq and is a predicted model, not a curated record. The transcript has a single exon. Lineage: Eukaryota; Apicomplexa; Conoidasida; Eucoccidiorida; Eimeriidae. Bases 1 to 612 code for a protein of 203 amino acids.
AUGGAGGGCCUCGGCCCUUGGGGCUACGCAGGGGCCCCCGCUGCGCAGCUCGCUGCCUCUCGCCCCGCCGGCGCUGCUGCAGCAGCGCCACCAGCAGCAGCAGCAGCAGCAGCAGCAGCAGCAGCAGCGCCUGCUGCUGCUGCUGCUCCUACGGGGCCAACGCUAGUUGAGGCCCCGCGAAGAGCGCCGGGCCCCUCUUCGCCGCGAAGUCCUUCGGGCGCAGCAGCAGCUGUGGGGCUUGCUGCUGCAGCAGGGAGGCGCAGCUCCGCAGCUUCGGCUGCAGCAAACGAAGCCGCGCCAGCAGCAGCAGCAGCAGCAGCAGCAGCAGCAGCAGCAGCAGCGCGGUCGCCGCGGAGGGCCCCCCUGGCGAGCCCCGUGGCCGUGCUGCCGCAGAGGGGCCCCAGCCGCAGCAGCCGCAGCAGCAGGGGGGGCCCCCUGGGGGCCCCCGGGGACCUGGGGCAGCUGCUGCCGGAGUUUCAGUUCACUGACAAGCCCUCGUGGCUGCGGCGGGCUUUGGUGGCUUUGAUUGUUGCAUGCAUUUCUCCCUCUUUGUUGAAAGAAGACCCUUUUCCACCUCUUAAGCAAAUUGCCUCAAGACAGGCGCCUUUCUGA